CAUAAACUUAUAGACUUAUACAAUGGUUGCCCUCAUCCAAAAGCCAGCUCCAGCCUUCAAGAAGACUGCCGUCGUUGACGGUGUCUUUGAAGAAGUCACUCUUGAACAAUACAAGGGUAAGUGGGUCCUCUUGGCUUUCAUCCCAUUGGCCUUCACCUUCGUUUGCCCAACUGAAAUCAUUGCCUACUCUGAGGCCAUCAAGAAGUUCCAAGACAAGGACGCUGAAGUCUUGUUUGCUUCCACCGACUCGGAAUACUCUCUCUUGGCCUGGACCAACGUUGCCAGAAAGGACGGUGGUUUGGGUCCAAUCAACAUCCCAUUGUUGGCCGACACCAACCACUCCUUGUCCAAGGACUACGGUGUCUUGCUCGAAGAAGAAGGUGUUGCCCUCAGAGGUAUCUUCUUGAUCGAUCCAAAGGGUGUCUUGAGACAGAUCACCGUCAACGACUUGCCAGUCGGUAGAUCCGUUGAAGAGUCCUUGAGAUUGUUGGAAGCCUUCCAAUUCACCGAAAAGUACGGUGAAGUGUGUCCUGCCAACUGGACUCCUGGUGCCGAGACCAUCAAGCCAGAAGUUAGCUCCUCCAAGGAAUACUUCGGUAAGGUCAACAAGGAUUAGAUUAUCCAUAUAUAAACGCGUCUUGACGCUUUAGAUUCGCUUAUCGAUAGUAUGAGAUACUAGUGAUAGUAUGAGAUGCUAGUAAUAGUAUGAUAUUUAACU
This is a messenger RNA of Scheffersomyces stipitis CBS 6054, 718 nucleotides long. RefSeq names its product peroxiredoxin (gene TSA1). NCBI's taxonomy places the organism in Eukaryota, Fungi, Ascomycota, Pichiomycetes, Serinales, Debaryomycetaceae. The coding region runs from base 23 to 616 and encodes 197 amino acids. Gene Ontology annotation, molecular function: thioredoxin peroxidase activity. The transcript has a single exon. The record is from RefSeq and is a predicted model, not a curated record. Gene Ontology annotation, biological process: hydrogen peroxide catabolic process; cellular response to stress; response to oxidative stress. Gene Ontology annotation, cellular component: cytosol.